UUACACAUCCAAAGAGUAGUUCUAUUGUUUACGUAGCGAUUCUGACGAAAAUUCGAAUCACGGAAAGUGCAUAUACUGGCACCAAACACGGUCGCGGUUCAUAGAUAUUGUAGAUAGUACACGAGACUCGAAAAGCGCGUUCUAUAGUUCUCCCCUUUACGCGGUAAUGGAUAUAAUGACCGGUGGAUGAUCGUGAAUACGAACGUCUCGAGGCUGCUGCUGCUGCUUCCGAGUGAUGUGCGAGAGGAAGGCUUUACUGCUAAAAACGCUUACCUGUGGAAGGCAUCGCUGUCAGAGAUUUCAGUCAUUUGUCGUUAGUCGGAGAAUGAAGAUUCGCUUCUUAGGUGCGCUGGGAACAAAACGCUACUAUACAACAACAACUACUAAUACUGCUGCUAUUGCUUCCGGUGUGCGGCGAUAGAUGCAAAACAGCAGUGGCUGUUGCCAGUAGAGCUUCUAGAGAACCAGGUGCGGACGGAUCUUUAGUGACAAUCGGGGCGCGAAAGUUUCUUCUUGUACAUACCCUUGAUCGCGUGGCUCACCGUCUUGCUGUCAAUUUGCGCUGGCUGCUGUUGAUGCAAUUGAAAAAAUCGAUCAACAAUGCACGGAGGUUUUGAUCCCGACAAGAACGACUCCGCUUCUUUGCGAGAGAAGGUUAAACUAUCCAGAAACGAAAAAUGGCGCAUCUUGAAAAACAUCACGACGGUUUCUUUUGCAUUCAUGGUUCAGUUUACGGCUUUCCAGGGAACAGCUAACCUACAGUCCUCGAUCAAUGCUAAAGAUGGGCUAGGAACGGUUUCGCUUAGUGUUAUUUAUGCCGCGUUAGUAGUGUCCUGUAUAUUUCUACCCACGCUUGUGAUCAGGAAACUGACAGUCAAAUGGACACUGUGUGUUAGCAUGCUCUGUUACGCGCCGUAUAUCGCUGCUCAGUUUUAUCCGACAUUCUAUACGCUAGUUCCAGCAGGAAUGCUAGUAGGUCUGGGUGCAGCUCCCAUGUGGGCCAGUAAGGCUACUUAUUUGACGCAGUUAGGCCAAGUAUAUGCUAAGCUGACCGAACAAUCCGUCGAAGCCAUUAUAGUGCGUUUCUUCGGAUUCUUCUUCCUUGCUUGGCAAACUGCUGAGUUGUGGGGAAAUUUGAUUUCCAGUUUAGUUCUUUCCAGUGGAGCCCAUGGGGGCACCAGUGUGCACGAUGACAACGCAACCUUCACGGAUUCUGCACUGGAUAAGUGCGGUGCUAAUUUCUGUGUUGUUGAGACUACCGAUAAUGCUAACCUUCAGCGACCACCAGACUCGGAAAUCUUCGAAAUAUCUGCAAUCUAUCUCUCAUGCAUUAUUGCUGCUGUCGUGAUCAUUGCCCUUUUCAUGGAUCCUUUAUCACGUUAUGGUGAAAAGAGACGUGGAUCGAUUUCUGCAGUUGAAGUAUCUGGUGUUCAAUUGCUAAGUGCAACAUUUAAGCAGUUAAAGAAAAUAAAUCAGCAAUUGUUGAUUUUGAUUACCGUCUUCAUCGGUAUGGAACAAGCGUUUAUCGGGGCAGAGUUUACCCAGGCCUACGUAUCUUGUGCCCUAGGAAUUCACCAAAUUGGAUAUGUUAUGAUCUGUUUUGGUGUUGUGAACGCCAUCUGUUCGAUCAUUUUUGGAUCAAUUAUGAAGUACAUAGGCCGUAUCGUUAUUAUCUUGCUUGGUGCUCUUGUACAUGGCGGGGUUAUCAUCUAUUGCCUCUUUUGGAAGCCUCAUCCCGAUCACCCAUUAGUGUUUUUCGCUAUCUCAGGAUUGUGGGGUGUAGGAGAUGCCGUAUGGCAGACUCAAAUUAAUGGUAUCUACGGAGCACUGUUCCGGCGAAAUAAGGAAGCCGCAUUCUCCAACUAUCGGCUUUGGGAAUCUGCUGGUUUCGUGAUUGCCUAUGCCUAUUCCACGCAGCUUUGUGCCCGUAUGAAGUUGUACGUUUUGUUUGCGGUCUUAGCUCUUGGAAUGGUAGGAUAUGCCAUAGUUGAAAUUCGACAGGCGGCGAAGGAACGUCGACUGAAGAAGCUUGACGAAACACCCAAGCAGCAGCAGACCGAAUCCGAUCGAAAAGAAAUCGAAGAGGAUGAUGAGAAGGACGAGCUUGAAGAAGACAUAGUCGUCACCCAUCUGUGAAAUGGUACUACUCGCAACGUGAUUCCACGCGCUACGUGGUUAGAUGCUUCCGUUGAAGCAUCGUUGAAUGAUUCCUAUUUAGAAUUACCUAACAAUUAUUUAAAGAUUUAGAAGAAAUGCAUCGAACAAUAUUUGUGCUAGAAAAAUUUAUCAAUUAGUUGAUAUGUAGUUUAGAUGUGUUUAUAACAUUCCUGUGCUAUUAGCACUGAGACACACUGAGGAUACAAACGUGAUCCUUUCCGAACAGCAGUUAGGCACCCUUAGUAUAUAUAAAAUGAACCUUGUCAAACCUUUGCAUAGUAAGAACAGUCUUCGCUUAAUACUAAACCAUCAAGCCAUAAAGAGCACAUUUUUAGUUAUACCUUCGUUGUAUCGAUAAAACAGGGAUAUUCGAGCUUCCGAGGUGGUAAAUAGAUCUCAUCCAGGCAUGUUCGCACCGUUCAACUUAUUUCAAACGCAUUUUGAUGUCAGAUUUUAGGAAAACAACUUACAAAAAUACGUAAGUCCAGAAUGCCAACGAUGUUAUUAAGAGAAGCAUUGUAAAUAUAUUAGUGCUAUAUGCAGCUGAUACUA
This is a messenger RNA of Wyeomyia smithii (pitcher-plant mosquito), 2709 nucleotides long. RefSeq names its product UNC93-like protein. Lineage: Eukaryota; Metazoa; Arthropoda; Insecta; Diptera; Culicidae. The transcript has 10 exons. Gene Ontology annotation, biological process: regulation of muscle contraction; regulation of potassium ion transport. The coding region runs from base 601 to 2136 and encodes 511 amino acids. The record is from RefSeq and is a predicted model, not a curated record. Gene Ontology annotation, molecular function: potassium channel regulator activity. Gene Ontology annotation, cellular component: plasma membrane; striated muscle dense body.